Messenger RNA from Canis lupus familiaris (dog), 2011 nucleotides. RefSeq names its product chaperonin containing TCP1 subunit 8 (gene CCT8). The coding region runs from base 107 to 1768 and encodes 553 amino acids. The record is from RefSeq and is a predicted model, not a curated record. The transcript has 16 exons. NCBI's taxonomy places the organism in Eukaryota, Metazoa, Chordata, Mammalia, Carnivora, Canidae. Gene Ontology annotation, molecular function: ATP-dependent protein folding chaperone; ATP hydrolysis activity; ATP binding. Gene Ontology annotation, cellular component: chaperonin-containing T-complex. Gene Ontology annotation, biological process: protein folding.
CGCGAGAGGUCGCGCGCGGCGCGCGGCGUUCCCAGGAGGCUUUGCGUGCCCCUCGCUGCCUCCGGGAUCUUCCGAGCGAGCGCGUGAGCGGCUGCCUGCACGGGCCAUGGCGCUUCACGUCCCCAAGGCCCCGGGCUUUGCCCAGAUGCUCAAGGAGGGGGCGAAGCAUUUUUCCGGAUUAGAAGAGGCUGUGUAUAGGAACAUACAGGCUUGCAAGGAGCUUGCCCAAACAACUCGUACAGCAUAUGGACCAAAUGGAAUGAACAAAAUGGUUAUCAACCACCUAGAGAAGUUGUUUGUGACAAACGAUGCAGCCACUAUUUUAAGAGAACUAGAAGUACAGCAUCCUGCUGCAAAAAUGAUUGUAAUGGCCUCUCACAUGCAAGAGCAAGAGGUUGGAGAUGGCACCAACUUUGUCCUGGUAUUUGCUGGAGCCCUUCUGGAACUAGCCGAAGAGCUUUUGAGAAUUGGCCUGUCCGUUUCAGAGGUCAUAGAAGGUUAUGAAAUAGCCUGCAAAAAAGCCCAUGAGAUUCUUCCUGAUUUAGUAUGUUGUUCUGCUAAAAACCUUCGAGAUGUUGAUGAAGUGUCUACACUGCUUCACACCUCCAUAAUGAGUAAACAGUAUGGUAAUGAAGUGUUUCUGGCCAAGCUUAUUGCUCAGGCAUGUGUGUCUAUUUUUCCUGAUUCCGGCCAUUUCAAUGUUGAUAACAUCAGAGUUUGUAAGAUUUUGGGCUCUGGCAUCUAUUCCUCUUCUGUAUUACAUGGCAUGGUUUUUAAGAAGGAAACCGAAGGUGAUGUAACAUCUGUCAAAAAUGCAAAAAUAGCGGUGUACUCCUGUCCUUUUGAUGGCAUGAUCACUGAAACUAAGGGAACAGUAUUAAUAAAAACCGCUGAAGAAUUGAUGAAUUUUAGUAAGGGAGAAGAAAAUCUCAUGGAUUCCCAAGUCAAAGCUAUAGCUGAUACCGGUGCAAAUGUCAUAGUAACGGGUGGCAAAGUGGCGGACAUGGCUCUUCAUUAUGCAAACAAGUACAAUAUCAUGUUGGUGAGGUUGAAUUCAAAAUGGGAUCUCAGAAGGCUAUGUAAAACAGUUGGUGCUACAGCUCUUCCUAGAUUGACUCCUCCAGUCCUUGAGGAAAUGGGACAUUGUGACAGUGUUUACCUCUCAGAAGUUGGAGACACACAGGUGGUGGUUUUUAAGCAUGAAAAGGAAGAUGGUGCCAUUUCUACCAUAGUGCUUCGAGGCUCUACAGACAAUCUGAUGGAUGAUAUAGAAAGGGCAAUAGAUGAUGGUGUUAAUACCUUCAAAGUUCUCACAAGGGAUAAACGUCUUGUUCCUGGAGGUGGAGCAACAGAAAUUGAGUUAGCCAAACAGAUCACAUCAUACGGAGAGACACGUCCUGGACUUGAACAGUAUGCCAUAAAGAAGUUUGCUGAGGCAUUCGAAGCUAUUCCCCGGGCACUGGCAGAAAACUCUGGAGUUAAGGCCAAUGAAGUAAUCUCUAAACUCUAUGCAGUACAUCAAGAAGGAAAUAAGAACGUUGGAUUAGAUAUUGAGGCUGAAGUUCCUGCUGUAAAGGACAUGUUGGAAGCUGGUAUUCUAGACACUUACUUGGGAAAAUACUGGGCUAUCAAGCUGGCUACGAAUGCUGCCAUCACUGUCCUUAGAGUGGAUCAGAUUAUAAUGGCAAAACUGGCAGGUGGACCUAAAGCUCCUAAACCACAAGGAAACUGGGAUAAAGAUGAUUGGCAAGACGAACUCCGUAUAUAAAUAGCAAAUCAGAUCAUCAUGGCAAAACCAGCUGGUGGGCCCAAACCUCCAAGUGGGAAGAAAGACUGGGAUGAAGACCAAAAUGAUUGACUGGCUUAGUUUUUUACUGUAGGUGAAGACUACAUUUGUAGUAGUAGUCUAGGAAUUGCCUGAUGUUUUCAUAUUUUACUUAAGUUAAGAAGAAGUGUUUUGUGUUUAUAUCCUCAGCUGGAUGAUAAAAUAAACGUUGUUGCUGUCAAAGCC